AAAAGUAAACGAAAUAUGUGUCCAAAGAUUGCUUAAUUAUUACCUCUGCUUACUACUUUUGUCUGUUAGUUAACAAAAUCUAUUGCUUCCUUCGUAAUUCUUACCCUUCGAUUCAACAAUCAAACAAUCACCGGAGAGAUUAGAAGACAGCGAGAGACAAGUGAGAGGUGAAACAGAGACAGCCCAAAGUCUCCUAGAAAUGCGGAGCUUAACCUUGGGCACCUCACUCACCGUGUCCUCAUCAUCUUCCUUCAAAUCCCCUCUUUCAAUCAAGCAGCCGCCACCCUUUUCUCCUCCUCCUCCUCCUCCUCCUCCUCCCAGGGUUUCUCAUGACUCAUCAGUUCCCAAAUUUGGAGCAUGUAGAGCUACUCAAUUCAUCGACCUCUUCCCGAUCGUGUCUCCCGAGAUUGUUGUUCGGGAGGCACGGUUAGAGGACUGCUGGGAAGUGGCCGAGACUCACUGCAGCUCGUUCUUUCCCGAGUAUUCCUUCCCGUUGGAUUUCGUGCUACGAGUUGAUAGACUGGUGGCAAUGCUGUCCGGAUUCUCGAUUCCGACUGGUUGCAGGAGAACAUGUUUGGUUGCUGUCAUCGGUGGUUCGGUUGACGACACGUUUUUUAUUGGAGCUGACGAUUUCAAAGUCGGAGGUUUCAAUGGGAAAUUUAGUCUUAACAAAGGUUAUGUGACUGGUAUAUUAACCGUCGAUACUGUUGCUGAUUUUCUUCCUCGAAAAGGACCACUUCGACUGAGAAGGACUGGAAUUGCAUACAUAUCAAAUGUUGCCGUUCGGGAGAGAUUCCGUCGGCAGGGAAUAGCUAAAAGGCUCAUAGCUAAAGCAGAAGCUCAAGCAAGGAGCUGGGGCUGUCGUGCCGUUGCUUUGCAUUGCGAUUUGAACAACCCCAGCUCCACAAAACUUUACAAAGACCAGGGUUUCAAAUGCAUUAGGGUGCCAGAAGGAGCAAACUGGCCUAAGCCGAAGACCGCACCGGACAUGAAGUUCAACUUCAUGAUUAAGCUUCUUAACAACUUUACCACUGCAUAGAAUUUGUGUACAAACAUAGCAGUAUCAUCGAAGAACUCGUCGAA
This is a messenger RNA of Hibiscus syriacus, 1083 nucleotides long. RefSeq lists its product as uncharacterized. Gene Ontology annotation, cellular component: chloroplast. Lineage: Eukaryota; Viridiplantae; Streptophyta; Magnoliopsida; Malvales; Malvaceae. The coding region runs from base 200 to 1039 and encodes 279 amino acids. The record is from RefSeq and is a predicted model, not a curated record. Gene Ontology annotation, biological process: N-terminal protein amino acid acetylation. The transcript is spliced from 3 exons. Gene Ontology annotation, molecular function: N-acetyltransferase activity.